CACCGCGCAACAAAAAGUCUCCGCUAUCCUCUUCCCCUCUGCUCUCGAUCCUCCCCUCCCUCCCUGCCUCCCUCCUCGGCGCUCCGCCGGCUUCGUGCUCCCUGCGUUCGCCGCGCGCGCGAGCGCGACCGAUGGCGUCCGGCGACAGCAAGCCGAGGAGCGAGGAGGAGUGGCGUGCCGUCCUCUCCCCCGAGCAGUUCCGCAUCCUCCGCCUCAAGGGCACCGAGUUACCGGGAACAGGCGAGUACAACAAGUUCUACGGUGACGGGGCGUACAACUGCGUUGGCUGCGGAACGCCCCUGUACAAGUCCACCACCAAAUUCGACUCCGGCUGUGGCUGGCCGGCCUUCUUCGAGGGGCUCCCUGGAGCCAUACACAGGACGCCUGACCCUGAUGGUAGGAGGGUAGAGAUCACAUGCGCAUCUUGCGGCGGGCAUUUGGGACAUGUGUUCAAGGGAGAAGGCUUCAAGACGCCUACCGAUGAGCGCCACUGCGUCAACAGCGUUUCCAUCAAGUUCACUCCUGCCUCCUCCUGAAUCCGGCCAGUUCUCGAGUCAUCUGGAUGAACUUGUUUAAACAAAUGCAUAAUAAUGAUUAGGUUCCAGAAUCCGUUCUCUCGAAGUUGUGUGGAUGAAUUUCCCUGAUCUGAAACUGCGGAAAGCAGGUAAAUAAAACAUGGAUAGGAUCUUGCAAGUUUCUACUGUUAACCAGGCUAUGAUCUUGUAA
Messenger RNA from Triticum dicoccoides, 726 nucleotides. RefSeq names its product peptide methionine sulfoxide reductase B5. Lineage: Eukaryota; Viridiplantae; Streptophyta; Magnoliopsida; Poales; Poaceae. The transcript has 3 exons. The record is from RefSeq and is a predicted model, not a curated record. Bases 132 to 536 code for a protein of 134 amino acids. Gene Ontology annotation, biological process: response to oxidative stress; protein repair. Gene Ontology annotation, molecular function: peptide-methionine (R)-S-oxide reductase activity.